AUGGUCUUGCCAGUUACCAGUGCCAAUAAUGUCAAGGUCUACACCGUCUCUGAAUAUCGUACUCGUGUCGAUUUGAUUCAGGAUUUCGAAUUUCCUGAAGCUUCUAAUCGCAUCAAAACUACCCGCGAUGGAAAAUUCGCCAUGGCUACCGGUGUUUAUAAACCUCAAAUGAGAGUAUUUGAGUUUGCAGAGGUUUCGAUCAAGUUCGAACGUCAUAUGGAUGCAGAGACAGUAAACUUUGAGAUUCUUUCCGAUGACUGGACAAAGGUCGCACUCUUACAAAACGAUCGCUCAGUUGAACUGCAUACCCAAGGUGGAAUUCAUUAUCGUACACGCAUUCCUAAAUUCGGCCGUGAUCUCGCAUACCAUUACCCUUCGUGUGAUUUGAUGCUUGGUGCAUCUGGUACCGAAGUAUACAGACUCAACUUAGAUCAGGGACGUUUCAUGAACCCUAUUAUAACCGACGCUACAUUGGGUGUCAACUGUGUGGAAAUCAACCCUGCUCAUCAGUUGUUCGGUUUCGGUACUGCCAAUGGUACUGUAGAGUUCUGGGAUCCUCGUUCACGUUCGCGUGUUGGACUUUUGUCUCAGCCUCAGGUGCCCACCACCUUUGGUACUGAGUCAAACCUCGAAAUCUCUGCACUCAAAUUCCGUAAUGAUGGUCUUACUAUGGGUUUGGGUACUUCGACUGGCCACACUUUGUUGUAUGAUUUGCGUGCUAGUGUACCGUUUAUGAUGAAGGAUCACCAAUAUGGAUUUCCCAUCAAGACAAUCAAUUUCCAUGACGGUGGCGCAGGUUCUGGAGAUAUCGACAAUGGCAAUGACAAGGUUAUUGUGUCCGAUUGCAAGAUUAUUAAGAUUUGGGAUCGUACCAACGGAAAGCACUUUACUUCGAUUGAGCCAGAAACAGAUAUCAACGAUGUGUGUGUGGUAGAAAAUAGUGGAAUGAUCUUUACAGCCCAGGAAGGUGUACAGAUGGGUGCUUAUUAUAUUCCUGAACUUGGCCCUGCCCCUCGAUGGGCUUCGUUCCUCGACAACAUCACAGAAGAGAUGGAAGAAAACCCCAACAGAGAUGUUUACGACGAGUACAAGUUUGUCACCCGCAAAGAGUUGGCAGCACUCGGUCUCGAGCACCUUAUGGGUACAAAUGUUCUCAAGGCUUAUAUGCACGGUUUCUUCGUCGAUUUGAGAUUAUACGAAAAGGCCAGAUUGAUUGCAAACCCAUUUGCAUACGACGAUUUCAAGGAACGUGCUGUCCGCGAGAAGUUGGAGAAAGAGCGUGGUUCGCGUAUCAGAGCCAACAACAAAUUGCCAUCUGUUAAUAAAAAUCUUGCCAAGAAACUGCGUGAAGAAGGCAACAAGAAGAACAAGAAGAAGGAGAAGGAGACCGUUUUGGAUGACAACCGUUUCUCAGAACUCUUUGCUGAUCCUGAUUUCCAGGUUGACGAAGCAUCUAAAGAAUAUCAGCUGCUUCAUCCUUCUGCUCCUAAGAAAGCUGUUGCUGACUCUGAGGACGAAGAUGAUGAAAUGGAAGACGUACCAUCAAGAAACACCCAUGUCGACGAUUCAGAUAGCGAUCGAUUGGAUGGUGAUAGCGAUAGUGAAGAUGAUAUUGUCGGCAAAAUCCGUAAAGAGCGUGGUUUAUUCAUGCGUGACAAGAAGAAGCCUCAGACCACAGUCCGUAAUGUUACAGACAAGAAAUUCAAAACCGCACGCCGUGGACCUGAGAUGCGUAUGGGAGGUGAGACUGGUCGUGCUUCUGGCAGAGGUGAUGCUCGCAAAUCAUUUGGUACCCGGUUAAAAUCAAAUGAAUCCAAACACAAGGUCGAGGGUCACAAGAUGUCUCGUACUGCAAUGGGUGGCAUGGAAAUGUCAUUCAAACCAAAAGCAAAAGCAUCAAACAAAAAAGAACGCCGACCAAGAUCUUAAUCCAAUCCAUCUCUUCCAACUCCUUUCUUGCAUCAUUAAAAAUUAGUAUUUAACAUCCAUACUUCUCGGUAAUGUAUAUACACAAAUACAAAAGCUUAAACCCGU
This is a messenger RNA of Phycomyces blakesleeanus NRRL 1555(-), 2034 nucleotides long. RefSeq lists its product as hypothetical. The record is from RefSeq and is a predicted model, not a curated record. Bases 1 to 1929 code for a protein of 642 amino acids. NCBI's taxonomy places the organism in Eukaryota, Fungi, Mucoromycota, Mucoromycetes, Mucorales, Phycomycetaceae. Gene Ontology annotation, molecular function: protein binding. Gene Ontology annotation, biological process: maturation of SSU-rRNA from tricistronic rRNA transcript (SSU-rRNA, 5.8S rRNA, LSU-rRNA). Gene Ontology annotation, cellular component: 90S preribosome; nucleus; small-subunit processome. The transcript has 5 exons.